AAAAUGGACUGAUUUUAAACAAGUUAAAACAGUAUGAAACAAGUAAGAAAAUUCGUCUACUUAUUGAAAAAAACAUGUAUGAAAUUGCGUUGAGAUCAUUAAACUACGAUGAUUACGCCCACUCAUUUGAUACUGCUUAUAUACGCUUUCUUUAUGGAAAUUAUUUGUUGUUAAAAGGAGACGUCGAAAGCGCAGUAAUCGAAUAUAUUAAAACCAUUGGAAUUAUUAAACCAUUUUCUGUGAUUUCGAAACUUCUUUAUAUGAGGUACAAUGAGAAUCUUAAAUACUAUUUAACUGCAGUGGAAAAGGUGGAACCUUCCAACAACAUACGAAAUCUAAUUGAAUUUUGUAUUAAUCGUAGACAUUUGAGCAAUGAAAUCGAUAAAAUGAAGCUUUUAUUCGAGUCUGUGCACUGUAAACCCUGUCAAGGAUUUGAAAAAAUUUCCGAUUUAUCAAAAAUGUAUUUUAAUCCAUCAAAUCAAAAUAAUAUUAAGUAUGAAAGUGAAGACUUCAAAAAUCCUUAUUUUAAAUGUCAUGUAGAUAUACUUAAAGGCAGUCCCAACUCAUCCGAAAACAGGAAAUCUGCAGUAGUUUCAAACAGUAUUAAAAAAAGAAGUUGCGAAUUGACAACAAACUUAAAUAAAUCAUUUCUAAUGACAUUUAAAAAUUCUUGUACAAACGGAUCAAAUUUAGUACUAAAGAUUAAACCUAUUGUUACAGAAAAGGUCGUGCGUGCUAAAGUCGACUCAACAAAUGAAAAAGAUGUAAUAAAAUUCUUUAAUACAAAUAUUAAAUGCAAAAGGUACAACCUUUUGUUCUUUACGCUCAAUCCAAUUGAAUUUCGAAAUGAUACAUGUGAUAUCUGUGGUGAAUCCUUAGGUUCUCAGACUGUAUAUUUUCUUUGCCAACAUUCCUUUCAUAAAGGAUGUUUAAGUCACAGAACUUCCAAAUAUAAAGAUUCGAUUUGUGUUACAUGCACAGAAAAAAAAUACUCCCUUCCCGAUGAAAAAAAUUCGGAAAAAUAUGUUUCCGAUCCAUAUGAUAUUGUUCUUAUAAUUUCAAAAUUAUUUUCUGUGGGAAUUAAAAAGGGAGAAUCCGGAAUGGAAAAAAUGAUAUAAUUGAGUGGCGUUAUGAAAGGAUCCGCUUUUAUGCAUUUAAAUAUAUUAAACAGGUUAAAGGAAAUGAUGCCUCUUGAGGCUAACAAUUCUUGUUAAUUUAACUUAUAAUGCGUAUUUAAUAAAUUGUUUUCUUAAAUCGGAGAAUUUGAACUAAGGGGAA
Drosophila bipectinata is the source of this 1278-nucleotide messenger RNA. RefSeq names its product vacuolar protein sorting 11 (gene Vps11). NCBI's taxonomy places the organism in Eukaryota, Metazoa, Arthropoda, Insecta, Diptera, Drosophilidae. Gene Ontology annotation, molecular function: protein-macromolecule adaptor activity. The record is from RefSeq and is a predicted model, not a curated record. Gene Ontology annotation, biological process: organelle fusion; vacuole organization; endosome organization. Gene Ontology annotation, cellular component: endosome; HOPS complex.